CGGCGUUCCCGCCCCUCUCGUGGGCAGAGCCGACAGCGCCUCCGCGGCGGCGAGACAGCGCCCUUGGUCUGGGCUCGUUCCCCAGCUGUCGCUGGCGACAGCGGCCGAGAGAAGUUAGGGUCGGACCGGACGCGUGCAGAGCUCCAGAGGAACCGGCCCCCUGCGCCCCGCCUCUCCGGGGGCUCCGCACCGGAUUUCCAGAUUUACAGGAUGGCUAAACAUUAAUGGAAAGAGAAGCAUAAACCUUCUUCUUUCACUAUGGAGGCAAGUUUGGCAGAUGGAGAACCUGACCGAACUUCGAUCUUGCCAUAUUCAGAAGUUGCUGAAGUUCAAGAGACACUUCUUGGUGAUAGCAAAGAUGUCCUUGGGCCAUCAAUUGUGGUAGCAAACAGUGACGAAUCUCAACUUCUGACACCAGGAAAGAUGAGUCAGCGCCAAGGGAAAGAAGCUUAUCCAACGCCAACCAGAGAUUUGUAUCAGCCGUCUUUUAGUCCAGCAAGUCCUCAUAGCCAGGGUUUUGAAAGAGGAAAAGAAGACAUUUCUCAAACUAAAGAUGAAUCUUCGCUUUCUAUGUCAAAGAGCAAGUCUGAAUCUAAACUUUAUAAUGGCUCGGAGAAGGAUAGUUCAGCUUCAAGCAAGCUCACCAAAAAAGAAUCUCUCAAGGUACAAAAGAAAAAUUACCGAGAGGAGAAGAAAAGAGCCACAAAGGAGCUGCUCAGCACCAUCACAGACCCUUCUGUUAUUGUCAUGGCUGAUUGGUUGAAGAUUCGUGGUACUCUAAAGAGCUGGACCAAGCUGUGGUGUGUGUUGAAACCCGGGGUGCUACUGAUCUAUAAAACCCAAAAAAAUGGUCAAUGGGUAGGAACAGUUCUUCUGAAUGCCUGUGAAAUCAUUGAGCGUCCAUCAAAAAAAGAUGGCUUUUGUUUUAAACUUUUUCAUCCUUUGGAGCAGUCUAUUUGGGCAGUGAAGGGUCCAAAAGGUGAAGCAGUUGGAUCCAUAACUCAGCCCUUACCUAGCAGUUAUUUGAUCAUCCGAGCUACUUCAGAAUCAGAUGGGAGGUGCUGGAUGGAUGCUUUGGAAUUGGCUUUGAAAUGUUCUAGUCUUCUUAAACGUACGAUGAUCAGGGAAGGAAAGGAACAUGACUUGAGCAUUUCAUCAGAGAGUACACAUGUGACUUUGUAUGGCUUAUUACGUGCUAACAAUCUCCACAGUGGUGACAACUUCCAAUUAAAUGACAGUGAAAUUGAACGACAGCAUUUUAAAGACCAAGAUAUGUAUUCUGAUAAAUCUGAUAAAGAAAAUGAUCAAGAGCAUGAUGAGUCUGACAAUGAGGUGAUGGGGAAAAGUGAAGAAAGUGACACAGAUACAUCAGAAAGGCAAGAUGACUCAUAUAUUGAACCUGAGCCUGUUGAACCUUUAAAGGAGACCACCUACACUGAACAGAGCCAUGAGGAACUUGGAGAGGCAGGUGAGGCUUCUCAAACAGAAACUGUGUCUGAAGAAAACAAAAGCCUUAUCUGGACACUGCUGAAACAAGUACGCCCUGGCAUGGACUUGUCCAGGGUGGUUCUGCCCACAUUUAUCUUGGAACCUCGUUCUUUCCUGGAUAAACUUUCAGAUUACUACUAUCAUGCAGAUUUCCUAUCUGAGGCUGCUCUUGAAGAAAACCCUUACUUUCGUUUGAAGAAAGUAGUGAAGUGGUAUUUGUCAGGAUUCUAUAAAAAGCCAAAGGGACUGAAGAAACCUUAUAAUCCUAUACUUGGUGAGAGUUUCCGUUGUUUGUGGAUUCAUCCCAGAACGAACAGCAAAACUUUUUAUAUUGCCGAGCAGGUGUCCCAUCAUCCACCAAUAUCUGCCUUUUAUGUUAGUAACCGAAAGGAUGGAUUUUGCCUUAGUGGUAGUAUCCUGGCUAAGUCCAAGUUCUAUGGAAACUCAUUAUCUGCCAUAUUAGAAGGAGAAGCACGGUUAACUUUCUUGAAUAGAGGCGAAGAUUAUGUAAUGACAAUGCCAUAUGCUCAUUGUAAAGGAAUUCUUUAUGGCACGAUGACACUGGAGCUUGGUGGAACAGUCAAUAUUACAUGUCAAAAAACCGGAUAUAGUGCAAUACUUGAAUUCAAACUAAAGCCAUUUCUAGGUAGUAGUGAUUGUGUUAAUCAAAUAUCAGGGAAACUUAAAUUGGGAAAAGAAGUCCUAGCUACUUUGGAAGGCCAUUGGGAUAGUGAAGUUUUUAUUAAUGACAAAAAGACUGAUAAUUCAGAGGUUUUCUGGAAUCCAACACCAGACAUUAAGCAAUGGAGAUUAAUAAGGCACACUGUAAAAUUUGAAGAGCAGGGAGACUUUGAAUCAGAGAAACUCUGGCAGCGGGUAACUCGAGCCAUAAAUGUCAAAGACCAAACAGAAGCUACUCAAGAGAAGUAUGUUUUAGAAGAAGCUCAAAGACAAGCUGCCAGAGAUCGGAAAACAAAAAAUGAAGAAUGGGCUUGCAAGUUAUUUGAACUCGAUCCACUUACAGGAGAAUGGCAUUACAAAUUUGCAGAUACUCGACCAUGGGACCCACUUAAUGAUAUGAUACAGUUUGAAAAAGAUGGUGUUAUCCAGACCAAAGUGAAACAUCGUACUCCAAUGGUUAGUGUCCCAAAAAUGAAACAUAAGCCAACCAGGCAACAGAAGAAAGUAGCAAAAGGCUAUUCUUCCCCAGAACCUGAUAUCCAGGACUCAUCUGGAAGUGAAGCUCAAUCAGUAAAACCAAGUACAAGAAGAAAGAAAGGGAUAGAACUGGGAGACAUUCAAAAUUCCAUCGAAUCUAUAAAACAAACACAGGAAGAAAUUAAAAGAAAUAUUAUGGCUCUUCGAAAUCAUUUGGUUUCAAGCUCACCUGCUACGGAUUAUUUUCUGCAACAAAAAGACUACUUCAUCAUUUUCCUUCUGAUUUUGCUUCAAGUCAUAAUAAACUUCAUGUUUAAAUAGAAGUUCUUUACAGUUGAAUCAAUGAACUGGAAUGAUCAGAUUUGGCCUGGGACCAAUGUUCAAGUUGGUUUGGUCUUUAUUAAAACAUCACAAUAUUUCUGAAACAAAACCUUAGAUUUAAAUGUAAAGGUAUUGACCUUUCAUACCUUUUAUCCUUAACUUGGAAUAAGAGUUAUUCUAUUUCAUUAUUAAUGUGAGCUAUAUGUUAAGUGCCAGAACAUUUCUAGCUUUUGUGAAAAUGUGUCUACAUGUGAGUAUAAUAAAUCCACAUGUGUACACAAUUGUAUCUUAUGUAUACCUGACAGUAGUCUUCGUAUUCUAUAGUAUGUUCUGAGAUACAGCACUAACGCUCAUAACAAAAAUGCUAUCAGCAUUAGAAAUAUAUGUAUAGUAAUCUAUUUUCUUCAUAAAAUAGGCAGAAAACUUUUAUCAAUAAGGAAUUACAAAAUGGGAAAUGAUGGGAUAAUAGACAUUAUAAAUAGGUCAAUACACUGUACUGUUAAAAAAAAAAAUCAUUUCCAAAGCACCCAGUUCAAUUGUCUUCUUAGAACCAGCUAAAAAAAGUGUGGUCAAAAUUAAUAUAUCGAGAGGUACAAGGUGGCAAAUUGCUUUUUAAAAAGUUUACACAAGAUUUUUUUAACCCCUAGAAUUUAAUAUUUAUAUAGAUACAAAUGCACGUACGUGUAUAUCAACAUAAAAAAUGGUAUGCAGCUACUUGGAUCUAUAGAUUACAUCUUUCUUAUCAUACCUAUAUAAUACCUUAAGCACUUAUUGAAAAAAGCGUGGUCAAAAUUGGUUGCUGUCCUUUUUUAUUUUUGUUUUUUUAACUCGGUCCAAUAACACAGGCCAAAUUCUAGACUUGUUUAUAGGGUAUAUGAAAUGCUGGUAGUACAUGUUUUUUCAUUAUGAAAAACUUAACUUUAGUUUUCAUUUAGACCCUAGUGUGUCCAAUGAAGAAGUAGAAUAGAAAAUAUUAAAAUAUUUUACUUCAAAAGCCAAAUAAGAGAAAGGCUAUAAGAAAAGAUACUUGGUGUGGUGGCAUUUUUGUGUACAUUAAAAUCAUUUUCUUUAAAAUGUGCAAUAAAUUGAGCAUCUAAGAACAUCAAGUUCUGAAGUUUAAUUUUUUUUAUUACCCUCUACGGUUCUUAGUGAUGUAAUUCUGUGGCAGAAAUGACAAUUCUUCAAGAUUCCUUUUUAUUCAGGCUCAGGCAAACUUUUUCCUAAUUUUUUUUUUUAGUUUAAUAUUUUUACUUUAUGUCUUUACAUAAAUAUUUAUAGUCCUCAAAAGCAAUUUUUGCAAAUGUAAGUUAAGGUUAGGAACACAUUGUUCUAAGAUAUACCUUAGAAUCAUGAAAGUAUAGAUUUCAAAAUGGAUAUUAAUGAAAAUGAUGGUCAGAAUAAUUGCUCUGGCUACAUUUGCUUUUGCCUAAGAAGAGACUGUUGGACACUAGUAAAAUUACAAUCAAUUGUUUAAUGCUAUGAUAAAAUUAAAGAAUGGUUGCUAAAUUACGACAAUUGAAAAGGACAAAAAAGAGCCUGCUUUUUUCCUGAUAUAGCUAUCUUAAGUAUCCUUAGGUUUUAUGAAGAGCUAUUUCCCAUGUAUUUUUGGCAAAACAAUGCUAUAUUCCAUAUGUACAUGUGAAAACAUUUUGUAAAUUGAUUAAAACACAGAUAAGAUGUACCUAUACCCAGGAUAAGUAUUGAUAUAAUUAAUGUAACUGCACUAGAACAGGUGGUUUUAUGUUUGUAUUUCAUACCUGUCACUGUAAUAUUGUACUCACUUUCUGUUACCAAUGUUAUGCUCAACUGUCUAUUCAUUGAUAUAUAUUUUGUAAAUAUUGUACAAUUUGAGCUUUUUAUGGUUUAAAUUAGUAUUAAUUUAUAUUAUAUAUAAUUUGAUUGGCUGAUCACAAAGUCGUUUCAUCAUUAAACCCUGAAAACUUAAAAUUUUUUGUUGGUAACCCCCCCUUUGAGAUUUUAGUCUUAUCCACUUGUGGGUUAUUUUCAUUUGGUCUAAAUAGUGUUUUAUUUGUAUAUGUAUCUUUCUAAGACUGGAAAGGUAAUUAUUUUCCUUAUUCUUAAAAAUUUUCUUUUUAGGACAGAUGUUAUGGGUUCUUAUUACCUACCCAGAGUCAAAAACUAUUUCAUGAGAAAGAGCAGGAUUACUCAAGACUGUUUCUUGUACACUCAAAGCAUUUUAUCUAAUCUAAUAGUCUUAUGCUUUUAGUUGUAUGAGUUCCUUUCUGUGAACUGAACACAAAACUCAGGAAUUGGCGGCUUAAUGUUAGAUUACUGCUUAUACCAGGCUUAGUAUGUGAAUCCUUUAAAACAAUUAACUUUGUAUUUAGCCAUAUAUGUAAAUGACUUUGAAUGUUCUCUACCUAAGAUUAAUCUUCUUUCACACGUGAAUUCAUAACAAUUGUGAUUUACAAUUCCCAAUUGUCUGAGAGCCUCAUAAUGGUUUCUAGGAUUUAAGAACUUAUGACCUGUUAUUUUCGUUUGAUCAAAAAUUUUAUUUUUUCAAAUGAAAAUUUAGGUAAGAAUUAUUGAAAUGUGCUUUUCUGUUUUAGUUAUUAAAUGUGCUAUGCCUUUGUUAUUCACCAUUUAGCAAGAUGUAGCUGGCCCAUGAAAAGACAAUAAUUAGGGCAUGUGAAAUAAGUAAAGUUUCAGCAAUAGAUAGUUCACUUGUAUUUCAUGUCAAUACUUUUUUGUAUCACUUAUAAGGUACAGUGUAAUCUUUGUCACCAUUCUGUUGAAAAAAUUGGCCUUGUAAAAUACAACCCUCAUUUAGUAUUCACGCUUUUGUGCCUUUAAGAAAAUACUUUUUGUCAUUUUAUGUUACAGAACUAUAAUGAUACAAAGUGUUUAUAGGCUUGUCAUAAAAGGAUCAUUUUUCUGUGUCACUUUAUUUCCUUUUAUAUAGCUAAGUAUAUUUAAAUGGUAAUGGUGUACUUUUAUAACGGUUUGUCUAUAUAGCUAUUUCAAAUAUAUUAUUUACCCUCACACAUUGAAGUAGAUUUGUCAGAUUAUCCUGAGUAUUGUAAACAGUGCCUUUUUGAUGGAAUUCACACUGUUUUGGUGUCAACUUGUGCCAUAUACACACAAAAUUCUGUGAAAGGCAGUUUUAACUUUUUGAAGAAUAUCUUAGUCAAAUAUUUAAGAAAACAAAUGUAUAAAAUUCCAUUUUUCCCAGUGUCUAGCAUUUCUAGUGAGCAGUGAAUAUAUUUUGGAGUUGUUUUUUCUUUGUUCGAUAUAAGGUGAUGAUGGCAUUAUUGAUACUGUAUAUUAUUUUGAAUUAUGUUAAAUUUACUACAGAAAUAAAAUAUUAAAAUUAGCAUUUGUACCAAAUUUUCCAAUUUGAACAGUGGGGUAGGGGAACCCCACAGAAAUCACUAAGUUAACAUUUCAACUUCUAUUUUAUUUGACUUACAUGGUAAAAGAGGUUCUUUAAAAUGUAUAAUCUGCCACUAUUACAUAAUUUGGUUUCAUUUUGUUUACCUAUAGUGUGAAUUUAGUAUAUUUAACUUACCUUUUGUUACUUUUAACAUACUGUUUGUUUCGUUAGUUUUUAACUGAAGAUGGACUGUUAAAAUUGUAUAGGACCAGUGUUUCCUAAGCAUAAUUAACAUAUUUAGAAGAGCUACAAGAAACCCAUGACAAAAUGAAUGUGAAUAUACUUUCUAAAAUAUUUUAAAAAUUUUCUGCAGUAUGUAAAAUUAUUCUAUUACAAUAUUGAAAAUUAUUUAAAGACAAUGCCACAAAAUAUUUGAACUGAUGAGCCACAGAACUUCAGUUGAAAUUUUUUUCACUUUUUAUCAUGCUAAAUGUAUAUCUAAGUUAAAAUUCUGAUUGAUGGCCAUUUAUAAAUUCAAACACGACCACUGGUCAGUUUUAUAUAAUAGAAGUAUGUUAUCUGCAGUGUAAGUACAGCACACUGUCAAAUUCUUUUCCUUGAGGUGCAUUGUAAAUGUACAGAUAGUCAUAGGCUACUGUUUUGUAAUGUAUUACAUUUCUAAUCUCUUAUUCCCAACCUAUCAUAAAUGUUUGCAGAGACAAAACAAUUUUUCUAAUGAUCUGUAAAAUUAUGCUAACUUCUUCAAGUAGGCAUUCUAAAUAAAAUUUUUAAAAAGAA
Messenger RNA from Pteropus alecto (black flying fox), 7099 nucleotides. RefSeq names its product oxysterol binding protein like 8 (gene OSBPL8). The record is from RefSeq and is a predicted model, not a curated record. Gene Ontology annotation, molecular function: cholesterol binding. Bases 259 to 2967 code for a protein of 902 amino acids. Gene Ontology annotation, cellular component: membrane; intracellular membrane-bounded organelle; cytosol. Lineage: Eukaryota; Metazoa; Chordata; Mammalia; Chiroptera; Pteropodidae. The transcript is spliced from 25 exons.